Messenger RNA from Plasmopara halstedii, 3069 nucleotides. RefSeq lists its product as hypothetical. Bases 1 to 3069 code for a protein of 1022 amino acids. The record is from RefSeq and is a predicted model, not a curated record. Lineage: Eukaryota; Oomycota; Peronosporomycetes; Peronosporales; Peronosporaceae. The transcript has a single exon.
AUGGCAGACAACUUUGCGUCUGCGCGCUUCUUCUGUGAAGAGCUUGAAGAGGAUUUAACUGAUCACAUCCAGGAGAACCCAUAUGAUGACGUUGCGCCUAAUCAACCACUAUCUACUGCUACUCAGCAGGCCCUAGAUCUAAUCACACACAACGUCGUUGGUCGAAAUACGUUGUUCGAGUCUCCGUUUGGGCCUCGCGCGCUUUGUUACGCAGACUUCACGGCCAGUGGCAAAUCACUACAAUGCGUAGAAGACUAUGUUAACAGAGAAGUCAUGCCGUUGUACGGUAACACACACACCACCACGUCUGUUACAGGACUACAAACCACGUGCUUUCGCCAUGAGGCGCGCCAGAUCGUAGCGCAAGCCGUGAAUGCCAAGGUCACGGGCCGCGGCGCCGAGGACUGCGUACUUUUUACGGGCCAAGGAAGCACUAGCGCAAUUAAUAAGUUUGUGCAAGCACUAGGUUUGCAGCAAUUAAGUGCUAAUACCACGUCCGACCAGCGACCUGUUGUUUUUGUCGGUCCCUUUGAGCAUCACUCAAAUUUGCUGCCAUGGCGUGAAAGUGGAGCUGAGAUUGUCGCAAUCCCGGAAAAUGAAUAUGGAGAGAUGGAUCUACAGAUCCUGAAGGCGCAAUUGCAGCUCUAUGCAGCGCGUCAACUCAAAGUCGGAGCUUUUUCAGCCGCAUCGAAUAUAACUGGCAUCCUCACGGAUGUAGACGCUGUAUCAACGCUUUUGCAUCAAUAUGGCGCACUCUCGUGUUGGGAUUACGCCACCUGUGCACCAUACAUUAACAUUGAUAUGAACCCUGUUGUGUCGGACGAGAGCCGCCGUCCGUUCGUGUACAAGGAUGCUAUGUUUAUUUCAGGACACAAAUUCAUUGGUGGACCUGGAUCGCCUGGUGUGCUAAUUGUCAAAAAGCGGCUGCUGACGAAUGCAGUCCCGACAAUUACAGGCGGCGGUACGGUGUUUUUUGUGACGGAAACGGAUCAUCGUUACUUGUCAAACCGUGCUGAGCGAGAGGAAGCAGGAACUCCAGAUAUUCUAGGUAGUAUUCGUCUUGGCCUUUGCUUUGAGCUAAAACAACGCGUAGGAACGCAGAAUAUCAUGACGAUAGAGCGGCGCAACGUGCUACGUGUUCGAGAAGUCUUUCAGCAACACGCCAACAUCGUGCUUCUUGGACGUCAGGACGACCGAGUAGAACAGCUACCGGUGUUCUCAUUCCUCGUGCGAUUUCGAGAUCGCUUUUUGCACUACAAUUUCGUAAGUGCCUUACUAAACGACCUGUUUGGCAUUCAAACGCGCGGCGGGUGUCAAUGUGCUGGUCCGUACGCUACUCGACUGCUCGGGAUUACGCGUCGCAAUAUCCUGGCUCUCGAACAAGCGCUUAUCGACAAGAAAGAAAUGCUACGACCAGGGUUCACGCGGGUGAGUUUUCCUUACUUUAUGAGCACCACAGAACGUGAAUAUGUGCUGACCGCAGUAGGAUUUGUGGCGUCAAAUGGCUGGAAGUUUUUACCCCUGUACAAGUUUAAUCAUAAAAGUGGAGUAUGGAAACACUGGAGUCGUUUUACAAAGUUUCCAAGUCGUAAGUGGCUUUCUCAUUUCGCGACGACUCUGGAGGAAAAGACUCGAUCCGUUAGUCUUUCGGGUGAUGAAGAGACUUUGGCUGCCCACCGAGAAGCAAAUCUGACUGAAGCACAUCGAUUGGCAGAUCAGAUGAUGACCGGUCCGUUGCAGAUGGUUGCAGCUUCUGUCAUUCAAAUACUCGAGGCGGCAGACGAUGAAGCACUUCGAUGGUUCGUGUACCCUUCCGAAGCAGUGGAAGCGAUAAGAAAUGGGAACGAGCCUACUUUGACCGAAGCGAUUUGCGGUCCGUACCAGCCUUCGCGUUAUAUCACAGGAGAGCUGAAGGAUCAGUGGGAGAACAUAACGAAUGCUGCCCCUGUCAAUAGUUACUUGCCUUGCUGUCCAAAUCCAUUAGUCCCGGUUUCGACAGGCAAUCACGUGAAAAAUAACUCAUGUGCAAAUGGGCGCGAGACUGGAGGCAAGUACCCUCUUCGAUUAAUCAUCAGCUCAAAUGUCGAGGGUAACACGGAAAGCUGUAGCACCAAUCAUUGUGGCGUGUCAACGAAUAGCUCAACAGCAACUUCAGUGCAAGAGACGACACUCGCAAUGACUCAAAAGACGAUUGCCACGAAACUCUUUCCUACUCCACCCAAAAAGCUAUUGCGCUUAGUGGGUCAAGCUAUUAUGCAGUGGGAUAUGAUUCAAGAAGGUGAUAGACUGCUACUUGGGGUAUCUGGAGGCAAAGACUCGCUAAGUCUUUUGCAUGUGCUUCUAAGCUUUCAAAAACGUGCUCCCAUUCGCUUUAAACUGGCGUGCGCCACUGUAGACCCUCAAACACCUUCAUUCGAUCCGAGUCCCUUGAAGGAUUACAUGCAUACGCUGGGUUUGGAGUAUCAUUAUUUAUCCGAAAACAUCAUCGAGCGUGCGAAGUGUGAAAUGAAUGGAGACUCAUUGUGCAGCUUUUGUGCACGCAUGAAGCGUGGCCUUUUGUACACUUGUUGCCGUAACUUUGGCUUUAACAAGCUUGUACUAGCGCAGCAUUUAGACGAUCUAGCUGAGAGCUUCUUUAUGUCGGCAAUGCACAAUGGGCAACUCCGUACUAUGAAAGCCAAGUACUGGAAUGACCAGCGUGACGUUGAAAUUCUUCGUCCGUUGGCUUACGUGCGUGAGAUUGAGCUCAAGAAGUUUGCUUACGAUUCGCGUCUUCCUGUCAUUAAUGAAAAUUGUCCUGCGUGUUUUGAAGAGCCAAAAGAGCGUCAUCGAGUGAAAAAGAUGCUCGCUCAAGAAGAGAGUCUGUACCCAGACAUGUACAAUAGCCUUCGACGUGCAUUGCUUCCUUUGAUGGACGAUACAAGUUACACAGCCUUAAAAGCUGUACGCGCCCGCGUUGAGCAUGCGAAGCAAGUGCGGAAGCGUGCACCGUCCAGUAAGAGUAAAGGUCAGAAGAGACAAGAUACAAGCCCCUUAAACGAUUCGACUUCAACAGAUGAAGACGAUUAA